This is a messenger RNA of Pectinophora gossypiella (pink bollworm), 3080 nucleotides long. RefSeq names its product GMP synthase [glutamine-hydrolyzing] (gene bur). Gene Ontology annotation, biological process: GMP biosynthetic process. Bases 130 to 2256 code for a protein of 708 amino acids. NCBI's taxonomy places the organism in Eukaryota, Metazoa, Arthropoda, Insecta, Lepidoptera, Gelechiidae. Gene Ontology annotation, cellular component: cytosol. The record is from RefSeq and is a predicted model, not a curated record. Gene Ontology annotation, molecular function: GMP synthase activity; ATP binding; GMP synthase (glutamine-hydrolyzing) activity. The transcript is spliced from 16 exons.
UUUGUUUAGUGAUAAAAAAAAAUAUAGUCAGUAUCUAUAUUUGUGAGGAGAUUUUGUUGUCAUUGCUGAAAAUGUCCAGUCAUUUUGUGUUUACAAAGGACCUUCAGUAUCUAGUGUUGUCAAUCAGUGAUGUUUGGAUUUAGAGAUUUCUUUAUCAAGUGCUGCUGGCGAGUAGGCGACAUGCACACGGCCAGCGCAGACGGGCAGUUCCGCGGCACCAACGGCGCAGGCGCCGCCGCGCCCCACGCCCGCGACAAGGUGGCCAUCCUCGACGCCGGCUCGCAGUAUGGGAAGGUGAUCGACCGCCGUGUCCGAGAGCUAUGCGUGGAGUCCGACAUCCUUCCGCUGGAUACCCCAGCUUACCACCUGAAGGAGACCGGCUACCGUGCGAUCAUCAUCUCGGGCGGGCCCAACUCCGUCUACGCCGAGGACGCACCGCGAUACGACGCUGAUAUAUUCAAAAUCGGCCUGCCUGUUUUGGGUAUUUGCUACGGCAUGCAGAUGUUGAACAAGGAGUUUGGAGGGUCGGUGCUGCGCAAGGAGGCUCGCGAGGACGGACAGUACGAGGUGGAAGUCGAGACCACAUGCCCGCUCUUCAACCGCUUGGAAAAGCUGCAGCCAGUACUACUGACCCACGGCGACAGCGUUCAGAAGGUGGGUGAGCGGUUCCGCGUCGGCGCACAGUCGUCCAACCACCUCAUCGCCGCCAUCUACAACGAACAGAUGCGGCUCUACGGCGUGCAGUUCCAUCCGGAGGUGGACCUAACCCCGAAAGGCAAGCAGAUGCUGUCCAACUUCCUGUUCGACAUCGCGGGCCUGUCGCGCAAUUUCACGCUGCGCUCGCGCCGCGACGCCUGCAUACAGUACAUACGCGACACCGUCGGAGACAACAAAGUGCUUGUAUUGGUAAGCGGCGGUGUUGACUCCACAGUAUGCGCCGCGCUACUCAGAAAUGCUCUGCGCGAGGACCAGGUCAUAGCUCUUCACAUCGAUAAUGGGUUCAUGCGUAAGAAUGAGAGUGCUAAGGUGGAGCGAUGCCUGCGCGAGCUGGGAGUACGUCUGCACGUUGUCAACGCCGCUCACCAGUUCCGGCAAGGCAGCACGGUGGUCCGCGAGGCGGGCGGGCGCGCGCGGCACACGCCGCUGCUGUGCCACGCGGCCGCGCCCGAGGACAAGCGCAAGAUCAUCGGGGACGUGUUCAUACGCAUCGCCGAGCGGGCCGUCCGGGACCUCAACCUGCCCGAGGACCAGGUUCUGUUAGGUCAAGGCACGCUGCGGCCCGACCUGAUCGAGUCGGCGUCAUCUUUAUGCUCCAACAACGCAGCCACUAUCAAGACCCACCACAACGACACGGAGCUGGUGCGUCUACUGCGCCAGCGCGGCCGCGUCGUCGAACCGCUGCGGGACUUCCAUAAGGACGAGGUGCGAGCUCUGGGCGUGGAGCUAGGCCUGCCAGCCAGCAUGGUGGAGCGGCACCCGUUCCCGGGGCCCGGCCUCGCCGUGCGCGUGCUCUGCCAAGACGAACCCUACGCCGAGAGGGACUUCGCUGAGACACAGGUGAUAGUGAAGAUAAUGGUGGAGUACGCGAUGAUGUGCGUGAAGUCGCACGCGCUGCUGGGCCGCGUGACGGCGGCCAGCACGGCGGCCGAGCAGGCCGAGCUCAAGCGCAUCUCCUCCAAGUCGCCCGUCGCCGCCGCGCUGCUGCCGCUGCGCUCCGUCGGCGUGCAAGGUGACGCGCGAACAUACAGCUACGUGGUGGCGCUUUCGACAGAGCGGUACCCACCGGAUUGGAAGGACAUGCACUACUUGGCCAAACUCAUCCCGAGGGUCUGUCAUAACGUUAACAGGGUGUGCUACGCAUUCGGCGGUCUCAUCAAGGAGCAGGUGACGGACAUCACGCCGACAUUCCUGACACAACACGUGGUGUCCACGGUCCGCCAGGCGGACGAUCUUGCUACACAGGUGUUAGUAAGCAGCGGGUACGCGGGCCGCAUCGCCCAGAUGCCGGUGGUGUUAAUCCCGAUCCACUUCGACCGCGACGCGGCCACGCGCGCCGCCUCCUGCCAGCGCUCCGUGGUGCUCCGCCCCUUCAUCACCUCGGACUUCAUGACCGGCAUCGCCGCGCUGCCCGGCAGCGACGCCAUGCCACAGGAUGUGGUGGACAGAAUGCGCAAGGAGGUAAUGAGCGUGCCGGGGAUAUCCCGCGUGCUGUACGACCUGACCCCUAAGCCCCCGGCCACCACAGAGUGGGAAUGAUCGCGCCAUUCAACCUUUUAUAUAUUUUUACUGAACGCACCGGGCAGUGGUCCCGCCGGCCGCCCGGCCGACGGAUGGCCCACCAAACGGAACGUUGGUUAUACGCUAAAUCUUAGUAUCUUUAUCUUACUCGGAAAUUCUCUAAAUAUCUCAUUAUCUACAGAGUCGAAGACAUACGAAAGGCUACUUGGAUAAUAUUUUCAAAGAGAAUUUGACUACAGAUAUGGACUGUUCAUAGUAAUAAGUUUCUAUUCAUAAUAGAAAUAUAAACUGUAAAGCAAUAUUAGCCGUGAAUGUUGGACGCUACGAAUACGACGUUGAACUCUCUAGACAAGGAUCGGUCAUAAGACUGUCGAAUGUACUACUAGAAGUGCCUCAAUAAUUACGAGUAAUUGAAGACCUGUGUGCAAUGCUGCGUUACAAUCUCUACUGAAUACCCAGCUCGCUUUAAGUGUUGAUUGAGUUCUUUUAUAGUGGAUUUAUUAUAUAAACGAAUGUAGUAAACGAAGUUUUUUUUUUGUUAUAUUUUUAUCUACUUUAGCUCAGCAUACUUUGUGUUUAGCUAAAAGGACCACUGCCCAUUAAUGAAUUUUGUAAAUACAUUGGUGUCACGUUAUUUGUUAGCUCCACUGAUCAGUUUUGUAACUUGUAGUAAUUUAUUGUCGAAGGCUGUGUAAAAAUUUAUAAAAAGCCGUAAAAUAUUCCGCGCGACAAGAUAUUGUAACGAAUCUUGUAUUAAAUCUGUACACACUGUGUUGUAUGGAAUGGUUCAGUGUUAUUGACUGGAAGUUUCAUAAUAAAAAUUAUAUUAUGCUUUAUUUUCA